AUGUAUCUAUAUAUCUAUCUAUCUAUCUAUCUAUCUAUCUAUCUAUCUAUCUAUCUCAUUCUGUUCAUCUAUCUAUCUAUCUAUCUAUCUCUCUAUCUAUCUAUCUCAAUCGGCUCAUCUAUCUAUUUAUCUAUCUAUCUAUCUUUCUCAAUCUGCUCAUCUAUCUAUCUAUCUAUCUCAAUCUGUUCAUCUAUAUAUUUAUCUAUCUCAUUCUGUUCAUCUAUCUCUCUCUCUCUCUAUCUAUCUAUCUUUCUCAAUCUGCUAAUCUAUCUAUCUAUCUCAAUCUGUUCAUCUAUCUAUCUAUCUAUCUAUCUCUGUUCAUCUAUCUACAUAUCUCAGUCUGUUCAUCUAUCUAUCUAUCUAUCUAUCUAUCUAUCUAUCUAUCUAUCUAUCUCAGUUAAAUCAAUCUAUCUAUCUAUCAAUCCAUCUAUCUAUCUAUCCAUCUAUCCAUCUAUCUAUCUAUCUAUCCAUCUAUCCCAGUCUGUUCAUCUAUCUAUCUCAGUCUGUUCAUCUAUCUAUCUAUCUAUCUAUCUAUCUAUCUAUCUAUCUAUCUAUCUAUCUCAGUAUGUUCAUCUAUCUAUCUAUCUAUCUAUCUAUCUAUCUAUCUAUCUAUCUAUCUAUCUAUCUUAUCUGUUCAUCUAUCUAUCUAUCUAUAUCUAUCUAUCUAUCUAUCUAUCUAUCUAUCUAUCUGUUAAUCUCAAUCUAUUAUCUAUCUAUCUAUCUAUAUCUCAUCUAUCUAUCUAUCUAUCUAUCUCAGUCUAUUCAUCUAUCUAUCUAUCUAUCUAUCUAUCUAUCUCUUCAUAUUUACUUAUUUAUUUAUUCUCAGCACAUAAGAUACAAGAAUCACUCGAUAGGACCACCAUCGGAGGCCACCACUUUCUCCAGACUGUACCUGAAGCUAGAGAAGGCUUUGCUGACGGCACCCCUGUCCAUGUUGGUAUUGACGUCCUUCAUGGCUCACUUGAGAGCCUUCUUGGUGUUGUAGGGCCUGCUGUUCAAUCUCCUAGACGCUCCUCACAAUUCAUCCUUCUUGACAAUGUGCCCGACUGUCUUCCUGAUGGGACCCAUUUUUCUGGCGGUUUUCCUUAUAUUUUUGCUAGGGUGCUCCUUGACAAUAUAGGCAACGUCGGCGACAAAUUCGCGCAUCCUGGUGGCACCAGUGCCCUUCUUAUGAGUCUUCACUUCUGGUUUAUAAUUGAAGACCUCCUUAAGAAUACACCAGAUGGUACGCUUGCUGCUGCUCAUUUCCUUGGUGAACAUCCUUUUGCUAGAGUUCUCGUUGACAACAUUGGCAACAUCGAACUUAAACUUUAUCUAUCUAUCUAUCUAUCUAUCUAUCUAUCUAUCUAUCUAUCUAUCUAUCUAUCUGUUUCAUUUUAUCUGUCUAUCUAUGUAUCUAUCUGUUUCAUUCUAUCUUUCUGUCUGUUUCAUUCCAUCUAUCUUUCUACAGCAGUGUAA
Molecule: messenger RNA, 1458 nt
Organism: Acanthosepion pharaonis
Lineage: Eukaryota; Metazoa; Mollusca; Cephalopoda; Sepiida; Sepiidae
Source: the annotation of a GenBank genome assembly